CUACCAAAAUCGUGGAGUGGAACAAAAAAAGAAAAAUGAACAAGAAGAUUUCGAGUUUGUAAGCUGCUUUGCUUGUCGCUUUUGAGUGACGAAUCAUUUUCUGAACAUUUUGUUUGUGAUCUUUAUAAUUAUUUUAAAAUAUUAAUAUAUUAACCCUCUUUUAAAAUGGCGGAAACAUUCGCAGCAGUGGAAGGAGGACAAGUUGUCAAGAUGGAGGUAGAUUACUCUGACACAUGCGACGAAAAAAUUCCGCUUUGCAAGAAAAUGGCUGCAGAAGGAAAGAUCCACGACGCUUUGGACGCACUUCUAUCUUUAGAAAAGCAAACCAGAACAGGAGCAGAUAUGGUAUCAACUGGUCGAGUGCUGGUAGCCAUCUGUCAGAUCUGCUACCAAGCCAAGAACUGGAAUGCGCUGAACGAGCACAUUGUUCUUCUCACUAAGCGUCGCUCGCAGCUGAAGCAAGCCGUCGCCAAAAUGGUGCAGGAGUGCUGCAUCUAUGUGGACGCCAUGCCCUCCAAGGAGCUCAAACUCAAGCUGAUCGAUACUCUGCGCACCGUCACUGAGGGGAAAAUCUACGUUGAAUGCGAACGAGCUAGACUAACUUACAAACUCGCGAUGAUGAAAGAAGCAGAAGGAAAUGUCCUGGAAGCUGCAAAUAUCAUUCAAGAGCUACAAAUGGAAACUUAUGGAUCAAUGGAAAAGAAAGAGAAGGUUGAACUCAUCCUCGAACAGAUGAGGCUCUGCUUAGCAAAGAAAGAUUACAUAAGAACACAAAUUAUUUCAAAGAAGGUCAAUGCCAAGUUCUUUGAAGACCCCAACACUCAUGAAUUGAAGUUGAAGUAUUAUAGGCUAAUGAUAAAGCUGGAUCAACAUGAGGGAUCGUACCUGGCUAUCUGCAAGCAUUAUCGCGCCAUUCUGGACACACCUGUGAUACAGGCCGAUGAGAAGCAGCGCCAUCUUGUUUUGCAGAACGUUGUUCUCUAUCUGAUACUGUCACCGUUCGACAACGAGCAACACGACCUCACUCACAGAGUGCUGCAGGACAAAACAUUGGCCGAAAUCACUACUUAUAAGGAACUACUGAACCUAUUCACGAACCCCGAGCUGAUCAAGUGGUCGGGUCUGGUGGAGGCCUACGAAAAGGAGCUGAAGUUCGGUUCGCAGGAUGUGGUCGCCACCGAGGUGUUCAAGCCGACCAGCGACGACGGCCAGAAGCACUGGAAGGACCUGAAGAGUCGCGUCGUCGAGCACAACAUCCGCGUCAUGGCCAAGUACUACACGCGCAUCACCCUCAAGCGCAUGUCCGAGCUGCUCGAUCUGCCCGUCGAUCAGGCCGAGGAGUUCCUCAGCUCCAUGGUGGUCAGCAAGACCAUCCUGGCCAAGACCGACCGGCCCGCCGGUAUUGUCAACUUUACCGCUAUCAAGGUAUGUAUUCAAGCUGGUAUUAUGUACGGUAUUAUUGGGGUGGAGCCUCCUCGUAUGCAAUGGGUAGUUUCUGGAAACACGCUAAUUAGUAAAUUGUUCCAGUUCUAGUGGUAGCUUGUUAAA
Molecule: messenger RNA, 1548 nt
Organism: Nilaparvata lugens (brown planthopper)
Lineage: Eukaryota; Metazoa; Arthropoda; Insecta; Hemiptera; Delphacidae
Gene: Rpn5
Product: 26S proteasome non-ATPase regulatory subunit 12
Exons: 7
Coding region: 166-1533 (455 amino acids)
Cellular component (GO): nuclear proteasome complex; cytoplasm; proteasome regulatory particle, lid subcomplex
Source: RefSeq, a predicted model, not a curated record